UUGCCAAGCCAUACCUUUUUGUUCAGUGCCCCUGAGACAUGAGGUGGAUGGGAAACGAUCAUAGCUCAGUGGAUUACAGCACCUCCAGAAGGUCCCGGGUUCAAUCCCUGGCGUCUACAGAAACUGGCAAGAAACAGAACAAUAUCACAGCCCACAGGACCACACACACACAAAAUCCAUUCAACGGCGUGUGUGCUUUAACACUGAAUAAAUGAAGUGAGGGAGCUGAAUAUGUUUUUUCAUUUUGUUGCAGUGAUCCUACUUUCUACGCACUUGGCUUCGUCACACAUGAGCUCAAAAACCCUGCAAAGUCUGGAACAGAUUGUCACGACUCCUGGAAAUCCAGUAACCCUUAACUGUAGUCUUCCAGCUGGACAGCUGUUUGGCAAUCUGCUGGCAUAUUGGUUCAAAGAGGGGAAAGGGAAGAGGCUUCAGCAGACCCAGGUGCGCUCUGUGUAUCCAGAGGCAAGUGGACACGGCUCCAGUCCCUCAGACACUCUCAGAAACUUUCCUCUGGUCAUCAGCAGUGUGCAAAGAAACCACUCCGGCCUUUAUUUUUGUGUCAUCUACACAUAUGCAGAUAUUAAUAUUCCUAAAGGGGUGAGAUUGAUCAUCACAGAUGUUUCUUGGCCACGACUUUCCAUAUUGGCGCCUUCGUCUUUAGAAGGGGCUCAGGGUAACCACAGCAUGCCCCUCCUUUGCCUCCUCUUUGACGCAAAGCCUUCUCAGAAUCCUUUAUCCUGGAAUAUUAGAGGGGGGAUGUCUCAGAACCAAGCUCAUGCUUUCGGCGUGCUGAAUGAGGAAGGAGGACUUAGCAUUUGGAGUUUAUCACUGACCCCUCCGGAGGCGUGGAUCCAAGGGUUGGCUCAUAGCUGUUCAGUCCCGGAGAACGGAAAUGUCAGCACUGCACUCUGGAGGGGCACAGAGUCUACAAACACUGAAUACUGCAUUCCUGUGGUAUAUUUUGCAGUAGCCUUUGUUGCCAUCAUCCUGUUGACUAAUCCAGCCUUGAUCUCGUUCUUCAGAAAGCAUUGCACCAGGGGAAAUGCAAAGCAAAAAGCAAAGUGUAUCCUAAGGCGGAAAGUUCCACAGACCAAUUAUGCAGAAGUGCAUUUCAACAACCAAAAUGUGAUCCAAAUUGAUUAAUCCAGCCUUCUGGUAAAAGUUGACAUUCUUUUCAGAAGGAAAGAGGCAAAGAAGCAAAACACAUUCCAGAAUCUAAUAUAUUUUAACGUGUUAAAUUUAGAUUGUAUUAAACACGGCCU
Rhineura floridana is the source of this 1265-nucleotide messenger RNA. Its product is annotated as M1-specific T cell receptor beta chain-like. Bases 232 to 1146 code for a protein of 304 amino acids. The transcript has 7 exons. NCBI's taxonomy places the organism in Eukaryota, Metazoa, Chordata, Lepidosauria, Squamata, Rhineuridae. The record is from RefSeq and is a predicted model, not a curated record.